GUCAGUUAGCGGCCGCGCGUUCUCGGCGUCGCACGUUUGGCCCAUAGCGCCAUGUUUCGCGUAGUGACGGACGGUUGGAAGCGGUAUUGGUGGGGAACAGGUAUACUACCUGAUAGAAGUAAUAAGAUUGAAGACAUUUACCUGAGAUUUUAUAAUGGAAAUACCGCCAAUGACUACGUGGACAUUCGACUAUCUCAAGCUAACCAGCUUCUUGACGCAAAAGGUUUUAACAGAAAUAACCCUACAGUUCUAUACUUUCAUGGAUUCAUCGAAACAGCACAGCAGGAAAGCGUUCAGGUCGUAGCGAGUGCAUACCUUGAAGCGAAGCCGGGUACAAACGUUGUCCUUCUUGACUGGUCGAAUAUGUCACAUGGAUCUUACUUAGUCAACGCUGUUAGAAAUACAAAAAAGGUUGGAAUCGUGACGGCAGACCAUCUUAAAACGUUAUUGGACUCUGGACUAUGCUUAGAAAAACUUCAUCUCAUAGGACAUUCGCUGGGCAGCCAUGUGGCAGGAUAUACUGCUAGAGAACUGAAAACAAAAUAUAACAAAACUAUUAAAAGAGUAACAGCGCUCGACCCUGCUUUUCCAGCUUUCUACCCGGAUGGUGUUGUAAUGGAGCAUAUAAAUGAAAAGGACGCAGAAUUUGUCGACGUAAUUCACACUGACGCUGGUGGGUAUGGUGCUCCAGUGAGGACAGGCACCGUGGAUUUCUGGCCCAAUGGUGGCAAGAGCGUGCAGCCCGGAUGUCCAAGAUUUGCACCUAUACCACUUACAGACGAUAAUUUAUGUAGUCAUUGGAGAUCAUGGCGAUUCUACGCGGAAUCGGUACGGAACCCUGAGGCGUUCCCUGCAUCUCCUGCGUAUUCUUAUCAGAAAUUUAGGGAAAAUCCUACGCCCGAGGUGGGGAUGAUUUACAUGGGAGUUAACUGUGAUACUAGUGCCCGAGGCUCAUACUAUUUGACAACGAAUUCACAAACACCUUUCGGUAAAGGCAUCGACGGUCUAUAUCCGAAAGGCAAGAAAAAUGCAGUGAAAAAUUCCAAGUAAUGUGCCUGCACGUUUAGCUAAUAAGGAAAGUCCAAUCGCAUCUCUAGUAGGUAGUAGAUUAUUGUUACCAUUAGGCGAAUAAAAAUUACGAUUUAUACAAUUUUGGAGAAUGAUCUGACGAACAACACAUAGAUUUCCAAAUAAUUAGUACUUUGUGCUGAUUUAUAACGAUUAAUCAGAGCGCACUAUUGUAUAUUUCUGACAAUGCUGCAGAAAUCGAAUCCGUGUGUUAUGAAUUUUAUUAUUUAAGUACCUUAAUUCUAAGUUUAUUAAUAGAUACGACCUUCACAUGACUAACAAACUUCUUAGUUCUGUAGGCAUUCUGUGUAGUGUUUUCCAGAUGUUUAGCUAUAUAUAUAUUUAUAUAAUUUUCUAUUCCUCUUGAUCACGCCGUAACUUAAAAACAACUGGACCCAUUGCAAUUAUAUAUUAGGAGCAUUUAGCAUACUAUUACCCUGCUGGCCAGGGCUAUUAUUUGUUUUACUUUUCUUUAUUCCCUAUAAGUGGUAAAUACUUUUUUAAUGUUCUUUGUUUUCAAACCAUAGUAUAAUUAUUCUUAAUAUUUUUAUAAAAUAAUAUCAACAAAAUUACCUAAUAUAAAGUAUACCUAAAUGUAAUUAAAAUUAAUCUAAUUUUCAAUAUAAGUAUGUACUUAUGUAAGAUUUAAUAAAUAUUCUGUACGUCUACUACAAAAUUAUAAAACAACAUUAUUUGACAAUAUUAAACAUAUGCCUACUCAUACAUAAACAACAGCUAUUUAUAAAUAUAUAGGUAGUUACCAAGCUCCUUUGUUCCAAAGCUUCCAUUUCUGUAAUGGUCAACGUUUUAUCAAAUAUAUAUCUAUUUUUUUUAAACCUAUAUUUAUUAUAUUGAUUGCUGCACUAUGUCAUUUAAAUUUAAUAUGCAAGAUAAAUAUGUACACAUACUUAUUAAAAAAAAUAUACUGAAGUGUCAAGGUAUUUCAAAAUUAUUUCGUAAUACGAAAGUGUUCUACUUAUAACAAAAGCAGUAGAUUGCGUAAAACAAGCAUGUUUAAAUAUAACUAAAUCCAUCUCUUGAUAACACUGUUUAUAAUUAACAUGCUUAAAUAAUUUAUUUAAAGUGCAAUGAAGAAAAAUAUAAAUUGCACAUCGAUACAUAAAGAAUUACACAAUUAGUUAAUACUUAAAUCACAAUGUCUUUAUUAAGUACUUAUUAAACGUCACAUUUUCUUAGAUAUUAUUACUAUAGAUUGACAUAUUUUAUUGUUCUUGGUAUUUUACAGCCUUAAAUUAUUUUAUUAUUACCAUUAAUUGACUACCUCCAAACUUCUUAAAUGAGUUUUUUUAGGUUACCUUUAAUAGAAAAGAAGUGGAUACAUCACCUAAUGGAAAAUGGUAACCAGCAUAGGCAUAAAAACAUAAACAGUACCAUGUCAAAGUAUUCUUCCUCCGUCACUACACGAAAAAUCAGAAAAGCAAGAAAAAUGGUAGAAAAAUUCUCCAUUUCAAGCUUUAAGUUUGAAAUAAUAUAUAACAAAGGAUAUAUAUUA
Messenger RNA from Achroia grisella, 2581 nucleotides. RefSeq names its product pancreatic lipase-related protein 2-like. The record is from RefSeq and is a predicted model, not a curated record. The coding region runs from base 52 to 1050 and encodes 332 amino acids. Gene Ontology annotation, molecular function: lipase activity. The transcript has 8 exons. NCBI's taxonomy places the organism in Eukaryota, Metazoa, Arthropoda, Insecta, Lepidoptera, Pyralidae.